Molecule: messenger RNA, 8925 nt
Organism: Sitodiplosis mosellana (orange wheat blossom midge)
Lineage: Eukaryota; Metazoa; Arthropoda; Insecta; Diptera; Cecidomyiidae
Product: unconventional myosin-IXa-like
Exons: 15
Coding region: 2138-8560 (2140 amino acids)
Biological process (GO): intracellular signal transduction
Cellular component (GO): myosin complex
Molecular function (GO): microfilament motor activity; GTPase activator activity; protein binding
Source: RefSeq, a predicted model, not a curated record
CCUAUUGAGCGAUUAGCACUCGUGUGUUCCAUUCGUUUAUUUUGUAGAAUGAAAUUUUUCGUUUGGUUGUAUCGGAAUUUAUAGAGAGUUCAUAUCAUGCAUACGAUGAAUGUAACUAACUCAUGGGCCGUUGAAUGAAUCGAAUGCCACAAAUACACACGUUACCAAUUUGAACAUUUUGAAAAUUAACGAUUUAUUCAUCGUCGGUUGUCCAUGCCAGGAGAAUCGGUUGAAUAAUAAGAGCGAGAAAAAAAAGUUGGUGGUUCAAUAUCUUAACGUCCAUGACGUAUGACGAAUGCCAGUGUAAUUUCGACAGUUGCACAAGUGAAAUGGCUUAAGAAUUUGCCAUAUAUCCAUUUGAAAACAUUGAAAUAUACAGAGAGAGUCGAACAGAGUGCGCACACACAAGCGCACUUUUUCAUUGAGAUAUACAUUUUUCUCUUCUUCUUCUUCUGUUCAGUUCGUUUUGCGAAUAUCCGUGGGCACACACCAACAACGCACGCAUACCAAUGGAUAGCGAGAGCCAGCCAGAACGAGUGAGUGAGAUUGAAUGAGCGGGAGAGACAGAGAGCGCACUAGAGAAACAACCAAACCGACGACUCCAUGACGAAGCACAUGCACACAUACAUCGAUGCAUGGGGCAGCCUGUAUAUAUGUUUUAUGGAUGUUUUUGUGGCUCUUUGAUUGCUGCUGUUGCUGCUUACAUUACUACUCUGCCUCGGUGCUAUGUGAGUUUCGUACACAUAAACCCAAGAUGUAUCAUUAAAUUAAUAAUUAAAAUGGCUGAAGAUACAUCAUUUAACAGUCUUUCGUUUUGAUUUCGCGUUUAAGUUCCAUAACUUGUUCAAAUAAUUCUUGUCGUCAAUAUUCGUUUUAUCUAUUUUUUUCUGUUUGUUUGUGUUCCUUUCAUUCCCCCAUGUUUUAAUUUUAUUUCAAUGUGAAGAAAAUUUACGAAAAUUGGCUGCGCGAGUGUGAAGACAAAAAUUCCAGUGAAUAUUCGGUCAAGAUAAAAAAAAUAUAGUGAGCAAGAAAGAGAGAGAAAGAAAACGAGAAGUGUAGUAAAAUAACAACGUUUUGGAAGUAGAUUUGAAAUCAAACAGUAACAAAUACUGAACAGAACACAUAACAAAAAACACAAAAUUUACAACAACCGAUAUUAUUUUGAUACGGGAGCUUAAGCACACACAAAACGAUUAAAACGUGAGUUUCAACAGCAGCAGCAACAGAAGCAGCCGCAAAAAAACUAACAAGUGAACGAAUAGAGAGAAAAAAAAUCGUUAUGAACAGCAGAAAUCGCUGUAUGCACAAGAGAGCCACUAAUAACACAUAAUUGCAACAACAACAACUUCCCGUGAAAACAAGCAGCGAUCAGCAAACAGAAAGCAAAACGUUCUGAAUAUUAAAAAAAACACACACGAGUGAAUCAAAUGAUAUACAGAAUAAAAAGAAGAAAAUUCAAACGAUUUUGAAUGAGAUUUUUAUUGUGGGUCAAAUUCAAAGUGGACACAUUUCUGUUUGUUGGUUGAAUCAAACGAAUAGUGAAUUACACGGGAAAAAGUGGUGUGUUGUCGUGGGUCGUCAAAUCCAAUCAUCAUUGGUUUUGUGUGUGUCGUUGAUUGAGCAGGUUGUGUAAAAGUGGAGGAAUCAGAAACAAAGUUUCAACGACAGAGAGAUAAAAACAGAAAGUGAGUUAGGGAGAGAGAUAGAGAUAAAGAAAGGCAAUCCAAGUGGCAACAAGUGUGAACGGGUUUUUAAGGAAUUCUGUAUUGCUGCUAUCGUCGGUUUGAUUUUAAUUUCAUGGAAAUAAAUAAAUCAAUGGUCGUCAUGAAUGGUGAUGUAGUCAAGUAAUUCCGAAAUCGUUUAGCAGUGUUUCAUCGAAACGGAAACGAGAAGAAAAGAAUUCUUUUUUCGGGCCGAAUUUUUAAACGAGUAAAAGGCAAUCAUCAAUGAAAAGAGAAAGCGAAUAAACAGACCACAGAGAAGAAGCAAGCGGAAAAUACGAAGACGACGACGACAAGAACAGGCACAAACAUAAAAUUGAUAAAAAUCACGUUGCGCUCAUUUCGGCGAGGAGGGCAAAAAAUGUCCGAUUGGAGUUGGAUGCGAGUUGAAAAUCGAUGCAAUAGUCUUCAAAAUAAUGCAAUCCACGACCGAUUCGGCUUCCAGCAGCAAUUGCUCUCGAUAUAUACUACAGGUUUAUGUUGGCCAAUUGUCAUUGCACUAUGAAGCGCUCAGCGUUGAAGCUUCCAAACAAACGACUGCCGAAGAAAUUGUAGCAUGCAUUGUGGAGCGUCUUAGUUUAACGGGAACGAAUUAUGAAUUGGCCGAAGUUGCUGGUGAAAGUAAAGAGCGACGCUUAUCACCUGAUGAAAAACCGGUUUCAGUGAUGCUGCUGUGGCCCCUUCACUCCGAAAAAGAUUUUCACAGAUUUUAUUUGCGCGAAUCACAGGGUGAAACACCAUGGCUGGACAAUUAUGGGCUGGAUUUACACAUAUUUCGCGAUUUCAUUCCGUUCUUAUUCCAACCGGAGAAUCGUGAAUAUCCCGAUUUGUGCCAAUUACUCGACUUGAAUGAGUCAACACUUUUGGAAAAUCUGCGGCAACGCUUUGUUGCCGGUCACAUAUACACGUACGUUGGCAGCAUUUUGAUUGCUGUCAAUCCAUUCAAAUUCUAUCCCAUCUACAAUCCAAAAUAUGUACGGCUUUAUCAAAAUCAACGCGUUGGACCAAUUUUACCACCUCACAUAUUCGCAAUAGCUGAUAAUGCAUACUACUGUAUGCUGAGAGAGAAACGAAACCAGUGUGUAGUCAUCAGUGGAGAGUCCGGUAGCGGGAAAACAGAAAGUACAAAUUUUCUGUUGCACCAUUUGACGGCGCUGUCACAAAAAGGUUCACAUGGUUCGGGCGUUGAGCAAACCAUUCUCAGCGCUGGCCCAGUUUUGGAGGCAUUUGGCAAUGCAAAAACGGCACACAACAACAAUUCUAGUCGAUUCGGUAAAUUCAUUCAGGUGAAAUACAAGGAAAAUGGAAUGGUCCAGGGCGCCAUCGUGCAAAAAUACUUGCUCGAAAAGAGUCGAAUCGUAUCACAGGGGCUGGCAGAACGAAACUAUCAUGUGUUCUACUAUUUGCUGUCAGGUGCGACUGCACAAGAACGUGAGCUUCUACACUUACUUCCUGCCGAAAAAUAUUGCUAUUUGAAUUCGAAAAAUCUGCAGCUGGAAAAUUGCGAUGAAACUUAUGAAUUUUCGCGGCUAAAACAGAGCAUGGAAAUGGUUGGAUUUUCGGCCGAAAAGCAACGACGCUUAUUCAAUGUAUUGUCAGCGGUGUUGCUGCUGGGCAAUGUGGAAUUCUUCCCCAAAAAAUCCACGUAUCACCACGAUGAAAGUGUUCAAGUGCGUAAUAUCGAAGUGGUUGGCCUGAUAUCAGAGCUGCUGAAAGUGAAACAGGACACACUGUUGGCGGCACUCACAUCGAAACGGGUCAAAGCCAGUGGUGAAACAUUGAUUAUGCAAUACAAAUUACCAGAAGCAAUAGCGGCACGUGAUGCACUUGCAAAAUGCCUUUACGGUGCAUUGUUCGAUUGGAUUGUGCUGCAGGUGAAUCAUGCGCUUUUGAAUAAAGAUCAACUGCCUCAUACGGGCCACUCAAUCGGUGUUCUCGAUAUAUUCGGUUUCGAAGACUUUGACUCGCAAAAUAGUUUUGAACAAAUGUGCAUCAACUAUGCCAACGAGCAUCUUCAGUAUUAUUUUAAUUUGCACGUUUUCAAAUACGAACAAAACGAAUAUAAAAAGGAGGGCAUCAAGUGGCGGGACAUUGAGUUCAUGGACAAUUCAGGCUGUUUGCAACUGUUUGAAUCAAAACCAACGGGCCUUUUAUGUAUUUUAGAUGAUUUAUGCAACUUCCCGGGAGCCACAAAUGAAACACUCUUGCAAAAGUUCAACAGUGUACAUCGCGAUAACAAGUUUUAUGAGAAACCGCAAAAAAAGGAAAAUGCAUUCAUUAUCCGACACUAUGCAGGGAAAGUAAAAUAUCAGGUUACUGAAAUGCGGGAGAAAAACUUAGAUUUAAUGCGACAAGACAUAGUUAGUGUAUUGAAAAAUUCGAGUAUGGCAUUCGUGCGUGAGCUGGUGGGCGCCGAUCCAGUGGCUGUAUUCAGGUGGGCGAUACUUCGUGCAUUUUUCCGCGGUUAUUUUGCAUUCCGCAGUGCUGGCAUGAAACAUCGCAAAGAACGCAAUAGUCAAUCGAUCAAAUCGAAUCGCAUAAGCCGCUUCCGAAGCCCCAACGAAUCAAUUUUAAGAAAAAACAAAUCGUUUCGGCCACGCGAAAGACCAAAAAAGGGUUUGAAAAACCUGCAAACAGUGAAAACACUAACAGCUGGCCAGAACCUGUUGAAUUCAACCACAAUCAAAACACGCAAACAACCACUCACCGUUACAGCACAAUUCCAGAAUUCAUUAACGGCCCUGAUGGACACACUCAAUCAGGCCAAUCCAUUUUUCAUUCGGUGCAUAAAAUCAAAUUCGGACAAAAUUCCGAACAAAUUCGAUGAUGCGACCGUUGUGCGGCAGUUGCGGUACACGGGAAUGCUGGAAACGGUGCGAAUUCGUCGAGCCGGUUACAAUGUUCGAUUGACGUACGAAGAAUUCAUUCAGCUGUACCGUAUUUUAUUGCCAAAAGGUCUAGUCAGUUCACAGCGAGAUGUGCGCACAUUCAUGGAUAAAAUGAACCUUAAUAAGCAACAUUAUCAAUUAGGAACCACAAAGAUCUACAUGCGUGAAUCGCAGAAAAUGUGCUUGGACUACAAGCUGCACACAAAGAUUAUCGAGAGUAUUGUGUCGAUUCAGCGAUGGUUCAAGACGAAAAGCCAACGGGAUAAAUUUGUAUCGUUUCGUACGGCUGCCAUUAAGAUCCAGUCAUUUUGGCGAAUGCGCAUGGCCCAGAAUAAAUUGUACCAGUUGAAAUUGCGAACGAAUGCAGCGAUUGCGAUUCAAUCUAUGUUUAGGAUGUAUCGGGCGCGAAAAAUGUACAAGAAACUGGUGAACGGACUGAUAUUAAUGCAGGCGCACAUUCGUGGCCGUGCAGCACGUAUACGCUUCAAACGAUCCCAUCGACAGAAAGCGAUGAAAGAGCGCUACAAAUUGCGACCAACACAAAGUUUGCCGUUACAUGACCGCGCCACACCCGACGGUGAAACGAUCGAUGUUGAAAUUAGUAAAUCAUAUCCGAAAUUGGUGCAGUACAGUUUGGAUUUGAUCGGUGAAAGUACCAGUGCUGAUGCCACAAAGAAUCUAUUGCCAACGACGGUGGCUGAACAGGACGCAAGCCUACUGAACAAAGCUGAACAUCAAUUCCGAUCGCUAAUGGUUUCCACAAAGACGACCAGCAGCGGCUUAGGCGAACAAAUAACAAGUGAUAUCAAACGGUUUGGAAACGAUGGCCAUUCUAAGAGUAAGAUUGAAAGUGCGGAAAGUGUCGAUAGCCACAGUCCAAGGUCAUACAAUGUCGACACAGCGACAAAGCAAUAUUUCGACGAUUCCUUCAUGGUUAAAAAAUGGGAAAUGUCAAAAUCCCCCGUUCGUUUAAUUGAAAGUAGUUAUAGUAGUCCCAAAAGACAACCGGUUUCCAGUUCGAGCUUGAAGUCGGAUCCACGCGAAACAUUAAAUUAUAAUCUAAGUAGUUCGAAUGUAACGAAAAUGCAGGCAUUGACCGGCUAUCCAGAUAGCACGUACGCCAAUUUGAGUAGCAAAGAUAAGUCAAGUGCAAUAUCCCCAACAUCCGUAAAUAAUAUGAUGUCAAUGAGUAAAUCGGUGAAUUUGCAAUCGCAUCGACGUGAAUUGAAUACUGGGCUGUCGUACGAUGAAACGAAACUGGCACGAUUCCAUGGGCCAACUGAUCUGAGUCCACAGCACGAGCAAGCGUACGCAAACAGUUCGAUAAUAAACAAUAGCAAUAAUAGUAGCAACAAACAGCAACAACAACCACCGGACAAUAUGCAUUUAAUGUCACAAAAUAAUACUCAAACUAAACUCAAUAGUUCACCGUAUAAGCAUCUAGUCCCGCACAGUGUUGAAGAGUGUACGCCACGUGGAAAAGCGGCCGCACUUCUUGGAACUGAUUCAGUAAUAACGCCAACGACGAUGACGACGACGACCAUCAAACAUAAGCUAUCAGAUAGCACCGGCAUCAGCCAUCAUCAUACGCCAACGCGUAUUCCGGGCGCAUUUUUGCAUUCCAAAUCGCGACGCAACUCCGAUCCUAGUUCGAACAAAAUGACACUGCUCGAAACGAAUCGCGGCAAUGAUAUGUACCAGUCAAGUACGCACAUCAAUAUUGCGGGCCAUCGCUUUCACAAAGCCAGUAAAAUUGGAAAGAAUGAGAAAUGUGCGAGUUGCCAAGAGAACGAUGCAUUCAUCAAUGAGGGCCAUCGAUGUUUGGACUGUCGCCUGCUCGUGCACACCAAAUGCAUACAGAAUGGUGGCGUGAAGACGUUGCACUGUGAAAAGUCAUCGAAACGACAACCGCGCAAAGGUUCCGACAAAAUAUCAUCCAAGUACAGUGGAACGCGCGAGUACACAGAUUCGGCGGAUAAAAUUAUCAGCGAUGCCAAGGAGUUGCAAUUGAUGCAAGAUUUUAUCGCACAAAAAAUUUACAAAAUGGAUGCGGAUUGUGAUAAAACUGCUGCCGUUGAUCGAGUAUUCAAGCAGGCGCUGCGCGAAUUUAAAGACAAUUUAGUGGCACAAUACAGUAUUGCACACAAGCAAAAAUCCGAUACGCUUAACAUAAAAUAUCGGGAUCUGAUUUCGAAUUUCGAACAAGUGAUGGAAACGUGCGGCAAUAAAUCAGAAGACUUCCCACUGACGAUGUGCGUGAACGGUUUUCGGGUGUUUAUGAACGAAUUUAUGAACUCACGCGAAAUGGAAAAACCGAAAGCCAAACGGAAAAAGGAGAAGAAACGCAAAGUCGACGAACAUACCAAUUACAAUGGUCAUAUAUUCCAACUUACAAUAAUCAACAUACCGACGGCUUGUGAAAUAUGCCAGCUGUUCUUGCUUUGGCCAAUUGAGCGUGGUUUGGUGUGCCAAAAUUGUCGCCUUACAUGUCACAAAAAAUGCUAUUUAAAAACGCAAACCUGUAACAAAGUUACGAACCAAUCAAACGACAAUGCAAAGUAUGCACCAGUGCCAACAUCGGGAUUGUUCGGUAUCCCAUUGACCAGUCUGUGUUGUAUGGAGGAUAAUACGGUGAAGAUCCCGGUGAAAAUUGAGCAAUUAAUCACAAAAAUCGAGAUGCAUGGUCUGUAUACGGAGGGGCUGUACCGCAAAAGUGGUGUAAAUUCCAAAAUCAAAGAGCUUAAAAUGAAAAUGUCCGAAUCGAAGGGUGAAAUCGACUAUGAGCUGUACAAUGUGCACGUGUUGGCGAACGUACUGAAAUCAUUUUUACGUGAAAUGCCCGAGCCACUGUUGACAUUCGACCGAUAUGACGACUUCUUGCGUGCAUCGGAACUCUCCGAAACGACCGAUCGCGUUUCAACGAUGAUGUCACUCAUUAAGAAAUUGCCGACGGCUCAUCAUGCACUGUUAGAACGAUUAAUUUUCCACCUAGCAUUGGUGGCGCAACGGGAACAAUUCAAUCGAAUGUCGGCCAGUUCGUUGGCAAUUGUAUUUGCACCGUGUGUAUUGCGCACGAAUCGAAUUGUUCCGGCACAGGACAGUUUGAAUGACAUUGGCCGACAAACGAAGUGCAUAGAAACGUUGAUCACACAGAAGAUGGUGAAUGUUCGGUGCACAUUGAACGAUAUUCACAGUUUGGACAAUGCGGCACAUACGGCAACAGCGCGUCUAAGUAACCUGCGAAGUUCGAAGGUGUUUACACCCGAAGAGAUCUUCCCAAGACCGCAAAGCAUUGAGUCAGAAAGUGAAGAGAAAUUGCUCGAGGAUCAUCUGCAAGAAAUUGAAAUGGAAAAGGCAAUUCUAACAUCAACGUUGCCCAGUUUGGCUCGUGCCAGUUCCGAUGAUGAUUUCUUGUCCACGGAUAUGGAGGCCGAAGGUGAAGGUGGAAGUCUCGACGACUUGACCAGCAGUCGAUUGGAAGAGACGACAAAGGAAAGUAUUGAUUCAUCGUUUGGCAGUAUUAGCGAACCGCAACUCAGUCCGAUGAAUGAUUCGUCGAACAAAGAUUCGAGCGGUAUGGAUCUUGAGUCACCGGUUGCUUGUUAUAAUUUGCGCGAGCAAAAUAUCGACUAUUUGCCACCGGGCCAUCGGCAAAUGUUCCAAUUCAGUGGAAUGCGUGAUCGAAAUAUGGGCGAUAGUACGCCGUCAACAUCGACCAGCGUUGAUUUUCAACAGCCACAAAUCCACACCAAACUGAUUGAUAGCCAAAAAAGUAGCUCGGCAUCCAUUGAUUCGGCAAAUCUGGGCGAAUUUCAGCACAUCCAACUGACCGCAUCGAUGCAACGCCAACCACCACCAUUCAUCAACCAGCCCGACGACGAUAACGCACGAACAAACAAACAGAAGCCAACAAAACGUCGUACCAUUGACGACAAGCCAAUUAUGGUAUAAGUACGAUUUAGAAUCAAAUCAAAUGGAAAAUAACAUAACAAAAGCACACAUUGAAGAAUAAACCUAACAUUUAGAAGAAAAUUUAACAGAGAUGAACCUAUACAUUAGAAAGAUAUUUACAACAAAACAAAAAACAUUUAUAUUUAUAAAAUUCAUAGUGCAAAGUGAAACAACAGAGAAUUUAUUGACAACAACAACAAAACACACACACAAACCCAACAAAAAGGAAUUAUAUUAACGUUCAGAAACCCAUAUUGAGUAUCACAAAUUAUCAAGAUAACUAUUUUCAUGUAAAAAAACACACGAAAACAAAAAGAAAAUCCACAAAAAAAUAAAUAACCGCACACUAUUCACCAAACAAAAAA